AUGGAAGAACAAAUAGAUCAACAAUUAAAUCCACCUCAGCAGGUUCCUGCCUCAAUGUUAUAUCAAUCUCAAUUAAAUGUACACCCGGGCAUGCAAGGAAAUUAUUAUCAACAAAUGCCACCUUGUCAACCUUAUCAAUCUAUAUUAAGACCUGAUGGUUAUCCUACUUAUACAAGUCAAUGGCCAAAUACAUUUUACAAUAAUGAACCAACACAAGUAGUGGCUCCACUUCAGGCUCCCUAUCUUCCAAACGAUGCUCCCGUCUAUUACACUUCAUCUCAUUGGGAUACUAAUUCAUAUUUACCAGUAGGUCAAUAUGCAGGGAUGUAUGAUCCAACUGUAUCAGCAUAUCAAUUACCUCAAUCAGGUUCUUUCCAAUAUGUGCCAGAGGGAGCCCCAGUUAUUCCAAAAAAGCGUAGUACAAGAAGAAGAUUUUUGAAGUUCUGCUGUUAA
Cryptosporidium muris RN66 is the source of this 453-nucleotide messenger RNA. RefSeq lists its product as uncharacterized. The transcript has 2 exons. Bases 1 to 453 code for a protein of 150 amino acids. The record is from RefSeq and is a predicted model, not a curated record. Lineage: Eukaryota; Apicomplexa; Conoidasida; Eucoccidiorida; Cryptosporidiidae.